Morus notabilis is the source of this 628-nucleotide messenger RNA. RefSeq lists its product as uncharacterized. The transcript has 5 exons. Lineage: Eukaryota; Viridiplantae; Streptophyta; Magnoliopsida; Rosales; Moraceae. Bases 55 to 495 code for a protein of 146 amino acids. The record is from RefSeq and is a predicted model, not a curated record.
UUCAACAGAAGUCUGUUGCUGCGAUUUGUGCUGUUUGUGUGCUGAAGGAGGGUCAUGGACAUUGCUCUCUUCUCUCCCUCUUCGCUUUUCUCUGAGGACGACGACAUCCCUUCCACUGGUGAAGAAAAGGUGGAGACCCAGCAAAGCUAUGUACAGAGGAAACACGUCUUUCCUGGGAUGGAGUUGAUCAUCCGAGAAUUUUCGUUUCAUCGACUGAAUGCUAAUUUACUCUGGCCUGGCACGUUUGCAUUUGCAGAAUGGUUAGUUGAACAUCAGUCCUGGAUACAAGGGCGGCGUUGCAUUGAACUCGGCAGCGGCACUGGUGCUUUGGCAAUUUUUCUUCGAAAAGCAUUUUGUCUUGACAUCACAACUUCGGACUACGCUGAUCAGGAAAUUGAAGAUAACAUUGCUCAUAACUGUAGGGAAAAUGGAAUAACACAAGUUCUUCCUCAUGUAAAACGACCUAUCAUCGGGGAAGACGAUUGGCAGUGCUAGAGCCUAUGAGGGGCUUCAUUUCCUUGACAAUUUAGAAUCUAAGAGUCGGCAAGCACUUGUGUCAGGAGUGUCACCUGUUUCGGUUUCUACUGAUAGAAAUAUAAUGUUGUGGCAUCAUAGACUAGGCCACCCU